Messenger RNA from Penicillium cinerascens, 1044 nucleotides. RefSeq names its product TBP-associated factor 8 family protein. NCBI's taxonomy places the organism in Eukaryota, Fungi, Ascomycota, Eurotiomycetes, Eurotiales, Aspergillaceae. The record is from RefSeq and is a predicted model, not a curated record. Gene Ontology annotation, cellular component: transcription factor TFIID complex. Gene Ontology annotation, molecular function: protein heterodimerization activity. The transcript is spliced from 2 exons. Bases 1 to 1044 code for a protein of 347 amino acids. Gene Ontology annotation, biological process: transcription initiation at RNA polymerase II promoter.
AUGGCCAUGGCGUCGGGCCCAGUGAAGCGCUCAUCUUCCACACUGGAAUUGACCGACAGCAAGCGGCCAAAGCCUCAUUACUAUCACCAUCACCGUUUCCAGGAGCCCGUCACUCUCCCUCCAUCCUCGGAACCAGCCGUACAGGAUGACUCCAACAUCGACCAUAUGAUGAGUCGCUCGAUCGGGCAGGCCCUGAGGAAUGAAGGAUUUGAAAUGGCUGAUCCCACUGCCUUGUCGAGCUUGCGCAGUUCCGCAGAGGAGUAUCUUUUUCGAUUAUCCACCUAUGUGCGCCAAUCGAUGCUAGCAUCGCGCCGCAUUCAACCUAUUCCUCAUGACUUCGAGCACGCUUUCACCCGUGGCCGUGUCUCCCUCGACGACCUCCUUCCCUCCGUUAAAUCGAACCGGCCAGUCGCGCCGGUACCGCUUCUCCUUCCAUCCCCUCCUCCCGAAGAUGAGGUUACCCGCAAGCUUCCAUUUUUGAAUGCAUUGAAGGGAGAAGAGGGCUUGACGAACCGUUCCUACGUUCCCAAGCACUUCCCCGACUUUCCGAGCAAACACACCUACUCUGCUACGGCGGUCUUUACAGAGAGAGACAGCGACCCGCGCCAGAUUCGAGAACGGGCUGCCGAGGAUGGGCGUCACGGUGAAGAGGCGCUACGGAAAUUAGCUAGCGCCGCGUUCCGCGACAACCCGACGAGCUCGAGCGGCAAGGACAAGAAGCUCUGGGGCCGGCGGAUGGAGAGUAUGGAGACAAUGUUUGAAAAGACGGUCAAGGGGCUUGCGAAGAAAUUACAGAAGGACCCACUCGCAUCCGUAUCCGCGCCGAUGGACGCCGGGUUGAGUUCAUCCAUGGAUAUCGACUUAGGGCCGGCCGAUGGGCACGCAAAAGCACGGUCCAAGGUGUCGUGGAAUAUAGAAAUGGGCCCCAUUGUCAACUGCGAGCGAGACUUAUGGCGGCGGACAACUGCGAGCGGGCAGGGAGAAGAGAAGACGCCCAACCCCCCGGCCAGCGUUGAACCUACAGAUGGCGUUAUUGGCACAUAG